AUGUUGAUUACUCUAGAAUGCGUUAUACUUGCGUUACAGGCGGUUUCUGCAGUUCGACUUGCAUUAGAAUCACCAAUUGAAAUUGACAGUCAAUCAAAUAAUAGGCUGUCAAAACGAUCACCCGUUGUGUUGGGUGGUGGUAUUAACAAAUGCUACACAAUGAAAGUCAAUGUUAAUGGAGUCGGUUUGGGUUUACGAGUUGAUUCAGCGGUUUCUGAUACAAUCGUACCACUUUCUAGUUCAAGCAACGAUGUGAGUUUGACUCCACAACACACUCCAAGUGGGGAGCCCGUUACUAUAGAUUACAAAGGCAAAAAGUAUAGUGGGAUUAGUUCCACAGCCGAUGUGACGAUUCCAGGUACUGAAAUAACUGACAUCAAUUUACCAGUAAUAGCAGUUGGUAUCGAUCCAAUGUUCAAUGGAGUAUUUGGGUUUGGCUAUACCUUGUUGUCAAAUCAUCACUCACGAAUCACUGCGAUGGAUGCUUUGUACAAUGGUGGUAUUAUUCCCAAUAACGAGGUUAGUCUUCAACUAUGUCCGUAUGAAAUGCUUUCAGAUAGCUUCAUCAAUAUAGGAAACACGGAAAUCACUGCAAAGUGUGGAACGGAUGGAAGCAGUGUUGCAUGGGUAAAUUCACCAUCAGACGAUCAGUUUACUGUCAACAUCAAGAGCAUACUAGUCAAUGACAAACGAGUGAAUCUACCUGCUGGAUUCCAAAAAAGGGUGAAAGAUGGACGUACUUUGUACUCCGUUGUGGAAACAUGUUGUACAUGUAUGCAUUUCCCUAAAGUAGUCGUGAAAGCGUUGAUCAAUGCUAUUGUUGGUAGUGGUGCGAUCACUAUCAAAAAUAACAUGUUUAGGCGCAAGUUCGACCAAAGAGAUAUUAAUAACCUAUUUUGGAAACACCAUCUAAUGGUUGAGCCCAAACUUAAUAUCGAUUGGAGCAAGCUACCGACGCUUUCAAUUGUAAUGUAUGCUCAAAACCCCGUAACUGUUGACAACUACAAUUCCAUUGUAGAGAUCACACUGGGUCCUAGAGACUAUAUGCAAAAAAUCGAUUCUGAAAGAUACCUGUUUGCUGUAACAGUUGGUUCAAAUUACAAUGCAGCUCUUUGUAUACCAUUUAUGACUCGACUUACAAUGAUAUUUGAUCGAGCACAUAAACGCGUUGGGUUUGGUCCUGGAUGUGGAUGCGAAGUCUCGACUGAUGGAUAUCCUAUUAUUUCAAACAGUGAUCAAGUACUCUGGUCACCAUCACAAUUGAUACUGAUCAUGCAUUUGAUGUAUGCUGUUAGAUUGCCUGAACAACCAAGUACUUCAAGUUCAGAUGGCAGAUCUACUCUCGGAAGAUUGUUGUCGCGACUUGGUAGUAGGCGGUCAAAGCCUAAUUACGAGAAAUUUGAGGACUAA
Molecule: messenger RNA, 1410 nt
Organism: Batrachochytrium dendrobatidis JAM81
Lineage: Eukaryota; Fungi; Chytridiomycota; Chytridiomycetes; Rhizophydiales
Exons: 4
Coding region: 1-1410 (469 amino acids)
Biological process (GO): proteolysis
Molecular function (GO): aspartic-type endopeptidase activity
Source: RefSeq, a predicted model, not a curated record